This is a messenger RNA of Prorocentrum cordatum, 827 nucleotides long. Lineage: Eukaryota; Dinophyceae; Prorocentrales; Prorocentraceae. The record is from the annotation of a GenBank genome assembly.
CCCCUCCCCGCCUUCCCACUCCAGCGCGGCGCCGAUGGCCAUCCGUGCGCGGGUCGCGUGGCUCAUGGAGCAGGCGGCGGCUGAGCGGCCUGUGAAGGUGCGGAUCAGCAUGAUCGCUGCUGGCCUCCGCCUCCACAUUGCGGUGAUGCCGAUUUUUGAACCAGCGAGCCUUUGGGACGAGCUCGCGCAGGCACUGCUGCAGCAGGUGCUUGCCAUUGAGGCGCAGUACGCCGUCGUUGGCCAUGGCCAUCACCACUAUGGCGCCCUGGCGGGCGCUCGGGCGCCUCCUUCGUGCUGCGGCCUCGAUGUCUUGAGCCUUAUGACGCUGCGGAGGGAUACGGUGGCGGAAACGACAACGACGUCGAUGACGGCGAUAAGGACCCAGAAGAUUAAUGACCCUCGUCGACAUGAUAUUGGCUGUUCUGGUGAUGAUCCGGGCGUUUAUCUGUUAUAGUCGCCAGCUGCGCCCAGCUUCUGGCGAGGAUACCGUCUCCCCGCCCCGCAAAGCAUCUCGCACGCGGGUGUUGUUGCCAUCGUUGUCUCGCUCGACGGCCUGCUCUCGGGUAGGGCAGUCUUCUGCCUCGUCGUACGGCGCUUUGGCGUGCGCGGGCCCUUCGAGGACCGAGCUGUCCGACGUCUCUGGCGGCACCCAGUGCGUAAGCGCGCAGACAUCAGGAAACCAUCUCCCCGGUUGCCGGUGUGGCCGUGCUGUGCAAUGCCGCGGGCCAGGUGGCGACCGUCGCCAUGGAGCAGAUGAUACCCCGGAGAUCCGACGUCGUGAUUUUUUCAAUACGGGGUCCCCGGAGGUCUCGUCCCAUUCUGCGGGA